Molecule: messenger RNA, 2571 nt
Organism: Anguilla rostrata (American eel)
Lineage: Eukaryota; Metazoa; Chordata; Actinopteri; Anguilliformes; Anguillidae
Product: lens fiber major intrinsic protein-like
Exons: 4
Coding region: 521-1312 (263 amino acids)
Biological process (GO): transmembrane transport; water transport
Cellular component (GO): plasma membrane
Molecular function (GO): water channel activity
Source: RefSeq, a predicted model, not a curated record
CCCUCGUCUGCCCUCCCGGACUAUCAGAGAGCCUGAAUACCUGCAGGACAUGCUCUCCAUGUCUGUUUCCUAACCCCAACCAUCAGGCUCACAUAGAUGCACAGAUCCUCUGAACUAACCAAACAAAACAAAACUACAAAAAACCAGCCGCCGCCCGUCUUUCUGCACGCACACCGAUGCCUGUAUGAAACCGCUCGAGUCCAGAGGCUGACGUUGCGGACAAACGCAAACGAGGCGAGCUGAGUGGGGUCCAGCUCAGCCGUAUGUCAAACUGUUCACGCGUUGGCGCGUCCUUAGUCUUAGAUCAUUUUUUCGACUUUGUCUUUUUUUGUUGAUGAAAGAAAAACGUCAAGAUUGGGCGAAGAAAGUUUUUGAAAUUGAGGUCUGAAGCGUCCGAGCCCAUAGGAAAAUUAGCUUCACAGUCGUCCGAUUGAGUGAAAAAAGGGCGUUCACGCGAAGCGUCCGCAUUACUUUCUCUUUCCCACUCAGUGUUUCCUUUGGCCCCUGACCUCUGGUGAGGAUGUGGGAGUUCAGGUCGAUGUCGUUUUGGCGGGCGGUGUUCGCGGAGUUCUUCGGCACCAUGUUCUUCGUGUUUUUCGGGCUGGGCGCGGCCCUGCGCUGGACGGCGGGCCCGCACCACGUCCUGCACGUGGCCUUCUGCUUCGGGCUGGCGGCCGCCACGCUCAUCCAGUCCAUUGGCCACAUCAGCGGCGGCCACAUCAACCCGGCCGUCACCUUCGCCUACCUGAUCGGCUCGCAGAUGUCCCUGUUCCGCGCCGUCUUCUACAUGGCGGCCCAGCUGCUGGGGGCGAUGGCGGGCGCCGCCGUCCUCUACGGGGUCACGCCCCACAACAUGCGGGGCACGCUGGCGCUCAACACGCUACAGCCAGGCGUUAGCCUGGGCAUGGCCACCACCGUGGAGGUCUUCCUCACGCUGCAGCUGGUGGUCUGCGUCUUUGCCGUGACUGACGAUCGCCGCAACGGCCGACUGGGCUCUGCAGCCCUGGCCAUCGGCUUCUCCGUCACCAUUGGCCACCUGAUGGGGAUGUACUACACUGGAGCUGGGAUGAACCCUGCCAGGUCUUUCGCCCCAGCUGUGAUGGUCAGAAACUUUGUGAAUCACUGGGUGUACUGGGUGGGUCCCAUGAUUGGAGGUGCCAUGGGCGCGCUGUUGUACGACUUCAUGCUCUUCCCUCGCAUGCGGGGUCUGUCCGAAAGACUGGCCACCCUGAAGGGCAGCAGGCCCCCGGAGUCCGAGAGCCAGCAGGACCCCCGCGGUGACCCCAUCGAGCUGAAGACCCAAGCCCUAUAAAGCUAGGGAACCCCCCUUUUACCUCCCCACCUGCCCCAACACACACAUGCAGAUUACUAAUACAUAUACACGCAUUGCUAACACACACAUGCAGAUUACUAAUACAUUUACACGCAUUGCUAACACACACAUACACAUUACUAAUACAUGUACACACAUUGCUAACACACACAUGCGCGUUACUAAGACACACAGAUUGCUAACACACAUGCACAACAGUAACAUGAACUAACCACAAGCAUACACGUGCCCUAACACACAAACACACACAACCACUACUAAUGCACCACUAACAAGCACAAACACACCACUAACACACACGUCCACAAAACAGUACUCCUUGUCCCACGACCUGCUUGCAAUUCAAACUGGACAUUUUGAAACGGGGGCAAUGAGUACCCACUCCGCCGCCUGCCUCCCCUCUUCUCCAACCCCCUCCACUGUGCCCUGUCAGAGAUGGCAGGACAGUGAAAUCAGACUGCAGCAGAGGCCUGGGCCGCAAGGUGGGCAGGCUAGACCUGGCUGGGCCAAUCAGACCCAGGGCCCCUCUCUCUCACCUGUAGUCUCAUAGGAGUGAACUAGAGCAGUGGACUUGAAUUCAUGCUUUUUUCAUUUUUUCCCCCCUUUCAUAUGUUUUAACCUCUUUCCUUUUUUGUUUUAUUUAUUUUCUGCACUUCCAAUUCAUGAAAUGGAUGUAUGGUACUAUUAGAAUUUGCUAGGAUUUUAUUCUCAAGUUGAAUUUGAUUUUUGUGUUUGUGUGUGUGUAUGUGUGUACGUGCGUGCAUGCCUAUGUUGUGUGUGCAUGCAUGCCGAUGUGUGUGCAUGUGUUUGAAUGCAUGUGUGUGUGUUUGUGUGUGCAUGUAAAUGCAUGUGUGUGUUUGUGUGUAUGUGAAUGCAUUUGUGUUUGUGUGUGUGUGUAUGUGUGUGUGCGAGCAUGUGUGCCUGAAUGUGUGUGCAUGUGAAUGCGUGUGUGUGUGUGUGUGUGUGUGUGCGCGCAUGUGUGUGCCUGAAUGUGUGUGAAUGUGAAUGUGUGUGUGCCUGAAUGUGUGUGCAUGUGAGUGCUUGUGUGUGUGUGCAUGUGUGUGCCUGAAUGUGUGUGCAUGUAAAUGCUUGUGUAUGUGUGUGUGUGUGUGUGUGCGCAUGUUUGUUUUUACUGAUUCUUUCAUUUAGGAUGUUUCACUGCCACUUGCCUGUGUUUGUACAAUGCUUAUGUUUAAUUCAUCAGUUUAUCCUGAACAAUAAACUCAUGAAUUAUCCCA